AUAUUCUUCUUCUUUCGGUAUUUUACUUUGUUUACUUCAAACAUUCCGAAUCGAGAAUGAUAAGAAGUGAUAGCGAAUAUGAAGCUCGUUUAAACCGAGAAAAAAAUUGUGGCGCGAAUCUAUCGAAGUUGAUAAAAAUGAUGAAACAACUUGACUAUGUUGAUAAUUGAAACUAAAUUACUUGAUUAUCAUUUAAUAUGUUUUUGGAACAUUAAUUUUAAAAUGAUAGCUAUUACUUAACAUUAGUAUUUUAGAAAAGGAGUAGGAAUCGACUUUGAACGAGAAGAUAAGGGCAAUUAUUUAUAAGAACGUACAGCGUUUAAUACAUAUUGCUUUAUGACAACCACUUUACGAUAAGUACGUGGCUGGACCAUUUAUAACACAAGACAUAGUAUAGAAAAUCAGUUCGUGUUUCGCAAACACUUGCGGUGGAAUGUCGCCGCUCCUUGUUGUUAUAUUACUUGUCCUCAUAGGAUACAAGUUUUAUUUAUUCAUCACUACUCCACCACCAAACACACCACCAUGUCUUCCGCGAAUACCUUUUAUGGGAUCUUACUGGCACCUACUGUGGGGGAACUACAAAUUUCCUCACAAGAGUGUCACUUAUUAUGUGAAUAAAUUGAAAUCGAAAGUUGUCGCAUGCUACUUAGGUCCCUUUUAUACUAUCAUUGCAAAUGACUACGAAAGUAUCAAAGAAGUAUUCAAGAAAGAGGACUUCGAUGGCAGACCCAGCGACCUCCACAUCGCGAAGGCGAGGGCUUUCGGAGAGAAAUUAGGAAUCUUCUUCACCGAGGAAUUGUUUUGGCAAGAACAAAGGAGAUUUGCUCUCCGGCACAUGAGGGAUUUCGGGUUCGGUAGAAGACAUAAUAAAUACGAAGAAGUCGCAAUGGAGGAGAUUACGCAACUUAUCGAUAUGUUAAAAGAGGGGCCCAUUAACGAAACAGAAAAGACAUUCUUGAAGAAAGGUUACGCGCUUUUCCCAGACAUCCUGUUUCCCUACUCGGCAAACAGUAUAUGGAACAUAAUGUUUGGGUACAGAUUCGAUCGCUCGGAACACCAUAAGGUGAGAUACCUUUGCGAGUCUGCUAUGAUAUUCCAAAGGGCUGCGGAUACCACAGGUGCAGCAAUCUUCCAAAGAGAAGUCUACAAAUAUUUCGGAGAUAUGUUCGGUUACAAGAGCAUUAUGGAAGGAAAUUACCGCAUAGUAAACUUCGUCAAAAAAUAUCUGAGUAAACAGGAAGUCUCGUAUGAAGACAAGGGGUUGGUAGAUAUAUACUUGAAGGAAAUGAAGAAACGAGAUGUAACGUCUACUUUCUCGGAAAAGCAGUUGAUUAUGACUCUAGUGGACAUGAUGUUCCCAGCUUUAUCAGCGAUGCCAAGUUCAGUUGUCCACCUUAUUAAACUUGUCAUGCAUCACCCGGAAGUCAUGAGAAAGGUGCAAGAGGAAAUAGACACAGUGGUUGGAACUGGAAGACACGUUAAUUGGGGAGACAGGCAGAAUUUACCAUACACGGAAGCAACGAUACGCGAGAGUUUCAGGUACGAAACUCUGACGCCGUUUGCUGUGUUUCAUAAAACAUUAAAGGACACUACCCUAGGUGGAUAUAAUGUUUCCAAGAGUACACUAGUUAUCACAAACUUAGCGGGGAUGCACAAAGAUCCUGACUUAUGGGGCGAUCCAGAGAAUUUUAGACCUGAAAGAUUUCUCAAUGAAAACGGCCUAUUGGGCAAGGAUCUCUCGUUUCCUUUUGGCUUUGGCCACCGCGUGUGCGCAGGAGAAACAUUCGCAAGAUACAAUAUCUUCGAAAUGUUUGCAGCGCUGAUGCAAAACUUUAAUUUGUCGUUUGUAGAGGGUCAACCGACAAAACCAGAAGAUAAGCUACCCGGUUUGAUCGUUACACCGAAAGAAACGUGGAUUCAAGUGGAGCCUCGUCGCUAAUCAAUUUCUAUACCUACAUAUUACAUAUCCAAAAUAAAACGUGUGCGUACGAGU
Molecule: messenger RNA, 1993 nt
Organism: Hylaeus anthracinus
Lineage: Eukaryota; Metazoa; Arthropoda; Insecta; Hymenoptera; Colletidae
Gene: Cyp304a1
Product: probable cytochrome P450 304a1
Exons: 7
Coding region: 434-1939 (501 amino acids)
Molecular function (GO): monooxygenase activity; heme binding; oxidoreductase activity, acting on paired donors, with incorporation or reduction of molecular oxygen
Source: RefSeq, a predicted model, not a curated record